Ostrea edulis (European flat oyster) is the source of this 2686-nucleotide messenger RNA. Its product is annotated as receptor-type tyrosine-protein phosphatase kappa-like. NCBI's taxonomy places the organism in Eukaryota, Metazoa, Mollusca, Bivalvia, Ostreida, Ostreidae. The transcript has 17 exons. The record is from RefSeq and is a predicted model, not a curated record. Gene Ontology annotation, biological process: protein dephosphorylation. Gene Ontology annotation, molecular function: protein tyrosine phosphatase activity. The coding region runs from base 107 to 1945 and encodes 612 amino acids.
GAAGACACAAGGCGUCACGCAAACUAAGACAAACGACUCUCAAGAAGACUUUAACACUGUUGAUGAAAAACGUCCAUCUCCUUCGAAAAACCGGGAAAUCGUAUAUAUGAAUUCAGAAAACAAGAAGCCGCAAAUACGUUCAAAUUUGAGUCAUGGGGCUGAAGUUGAUGAGUACGAGCGGAUUCACUCAGAACAUCCUUACAGAAACGAUUAUUUGAAUGAGAUGGUCAUACCAGAUAUCCAUUUAGAUAAACUGGAGUCAAAAAUUUGGGACGAAAGAGAAAAUAAUGAUGAUGGAUUUAUGCGAGAGUACGCAACUUUACCUUAUGGAGAACAAUAUAGUUGUGAAGCAGGAAAGAAGGGGGGAAAUGAGGCAAAGAACAGAUUUAAAACAACGUUUCCAUAUGACCAUUCAAGAAUAAUUCUGAAAACUGGAGUGGAUUACAUUAAUGCCAAUUACAUUGAGGGAGCUGAAAGAAAUAAAGAAUAUAUCGCAGCACAAGGACCAAAAGAAAACACCAUCAGUGAUUUCUGGACCAUGGUUUGGCAGGAGAAUGUCUCUGUUAUUGUAAUGGUGACAAAUCUAGAGGAAGGAGAUGUGAAUAAAUGUGCAAAGUACUGGCCAGACCCAGACAAACACAGUCGAUACAGAAAUGUUUCCAUAAAAAUGGUUGAAGAAAAACAUUACGCAUUCUACACUGUACGUAAACUGACCGUGAUUCACAAAGAGACGAAGAAUACGCGCUUGUUGACGCAAUACCAAUACACCGCCUGGCCUGAUCACGGAACUCCUGAUCCCCUUUGUCUAGUGGUAUUCCAUAAUCACGUGACCAGAACAAAGACUAAUCAGAUUAACUCUCCAGUCGUCGUACACUGCAGCGCUGGCAUAGGCCGAACUGGAACAUACAUUGCGUUAGACAUCCUGGAUAAGUUGGGAAGAAAGAGGGGGAAGGUGAACGUCGCGGAAUGUGUCAAAAGGAUGAGAGAAAACAGAAUGAACAUGGUCCAGACCUACGAACAGUACAUUGCAAUAUUUCUUGCGUUAAAUGAAAUAGUCAAAUCUCCAAUUGAAAUCAGCACAGUAGCGGAGUUUACUACUCGGGCAGUAACCAUGACUACUGAUAAACUGACCAAUCAGAGCUUGCUACGUAAAGAAUUUCAGCGUUUACAGAAAAUUCGACCCAAAUACACCUCCCUUGACUACAAACUAGCCAGAGAAAGCCGAGGAGACAUUUCCACACAUGAUAUUCUGCCAUUGGAUACAAAUAGCGUUUUUCUCUCAUCCGCUGUACCCCACCGUGGAAAUUUCAUCAACGCCAUUGCUGUACCAUCGUAUACAAACAGUAAAGCGUUCAUAGUGACCCAGUUCCCACAGAGAGAGGAUGCUGUGGACUUCCUGCGUCUCCUGGUGGACCACGAAUCGGACAAUGUAAUAUGUAUGAAUCCACUGAAAGACAUUGGAUCGACUGCGGCUUGGUUACCACCACGUCCCUCCUCUUCAAAGUCCCUCUCCCCGUACACGGUUCACUAUAAAUCAAAAUCCGGAUCUGACGUCAUCAGCACUUAUAUCGAUAUCCUUCAUAGUGAAGAAAAGGUUCACAAAGUGGCAAUCAUCGAACCUAAGAUCAAUAUCAAGACAUCCGGCUCUUCUACAGAUACCUCCCAACUCCGCAGUCUGGUGACCGCUGCUCUGGGUGCGAAUACACAGCAUCCUAUCACGAUCGUUAGCAGCAAUGGUGCUUAUCUGUGCGGAGUUUUCUGCACCGUCCACAACGUGAUUCAGCAGAUCGCCCUGGACGAUGUCGUCGAUGUGUUUACAGCCGUACGUCAGCUUCACACCAGAAGACCUCAGUUUUGUGCAAACCUCGAUGAGUACAGACUGGUCGUCAAGGCAGUUUCUGAUCACAUUCAAAGCUCCACUGAAAACAUUUAUUAUAACCAGUAGACCGUUGAUCCUUAGUGUUGGGUGUGCUUUAAAGCCGAGUGGAUUACGAAAUAGUCAAAUUUGCGUUAAACCAUAAUUUACUUUAUUAGAAACGCUUGUGCAUAUUCGAUUUUGUCGUUGCAUAAUAUCAAUAUGUUCGUAGAUUUUACUAUUCAAUAUCAUAUAUUGACUGCGAGUCAAGUAGUCACCAUUGUACAAAUACCAUAGACAAUAAUAAACGUAAUCAAAGUCAAGAAAACCAUAAAGCUUAAUAACAUUAUACAUGUUAUUUCAUGGAGUAAUAUCCCAUAUUUAAACUAGCAUUAUCACAAAAUUAUUUUAGCAUUGUGAAAUAUAUUUCAAACAUGCCUAUUGCUACAACGAAUCCACCGUAUGUAUACGCACAGACCGCGUGACUGUUGCUAUCAUUUCAUCCUAUGUUUUUCAGGUUUUUCGGCAGUGCUUUUUGUUUUCAAUUUAUCAUUUUAAAAUGUUGUCUUGGCUUAUAUACAUGUUUUUUUUAAACAUUUACAUUCAAACACAUUGCAUAUCGAAGGAUUUUGUUUUCACUGUUUAGUAAUUUGGUUGUGGAUAUUCAACAUACUACUGCUUUAUUUGUUUUACAUGUUUAUUCAAGGAACUGAUGUGUAUGGUAUUUUUACAUUUUACGCUUACUUGUUUAAAAAGAAUAUACAAAACGGCCAUUUUAUUAUCUUGUGUUUUAUAUAUCAUAUUUGUAAUAAAAGACGAUAAACGGUGAAA